This is a messenger RNA of Gaeumannomyces tritici R3-111a-1, 3000 nucleotides long. RefSeq lists its product as hypothetical. NCBI's taxonomy places the organism in Eukaryota, Fungi, Ascomycota, Sordariomycetes, Magnaporthales, Magnaporthaceae. The coding region runs from base 977 to 2440 and encodes 487 amino acids. Gene Ontology annotation, molecular function: RNA polymerase II cis-regulatory region sequence-specific DNA binding; protein dimerization activity; DNA-binding transcription factor activity, RNA polymerase II-specific. The transcript is spliced from 2 exons. The record is from RefSeq and is a predicted model, not a curated record. Gene Ontology annotation, biological process: regulation of transcription by RNA polymerase II.
GGUGAGGGCGCUUCGGUAGCUGCCCAGCCAGCCCUCGAGGCAGAUCCCUGCGAGUCAUAGCAGCUGUCGUCCUCCAGGCAUUGAUGCGCAAGAAAUUAAAUGGGUUGGAGGCGGCCAGACUUGCCCAAGUCAGUCAGUCGCCCGUCGCCUUCCCCACAGCCCAUCUAAAUACCCCAGGUCUUUCUGCAAGGCUUGCGUGCGAAUGCGCUCCCAAGACGGCCCGUCCUCGUGUCUUCAGCCCUCUGAUUUUCUCCCCUGAUUUUCUCCCCUGACCUCCGUGCCUCUGCCAUUGCCGACUUCAAAGUGCAAGCGUGGUGUUUUGCUCUCUUCAAAGUGCCGUCGCCAUCAGAUUAAUAAAUACGACGUGCUGUUGCUCCCCCGCAGCGUGGCCCAGCGUGCUGGUACGAAUAAUCAGCGACAAAAACAGUUGGGAAGUGGAAAGGGCAAGCAAAAGAGUCACAACUGGUGACUUUUUAAAAUACUUUGUCCCUUUUAUGUCCGUCUCUGCAGCUUGAGCCUAGGCUGGCUGGCUGGGGUACAACAAUACCUAAUAAUUUGGUCACCCGCUUGGCAGGCUGCGGUUGCAAAGCUGCGCAUUGUUUUUAUUUUAAUUAUCACAUGCCCCAGAAACACACCACAGACCCCACUACUGCCUCCUCCCUCGAAAAAACACCAGCAAGCCAACAACGCUCACCAGCCACCGCCUGGCGAUAUUGACCUACACUUCUGUGCUGCCACCACCGCGCUGCCACCGCCUACUGCGUUCGGUUCCAUCUCCGCUCCCCGCUACGCCUCUAAUCACCGCCAGGCUCCCGCCAAAGCCCGCCUGCGACGAGCCCCUCGAACCGCUCCCCGGCGUAGGCUGCUCGGGCCAUGACUGCUGUCGCACCCGCCCGCCGGUAGCCUCUACCCUGCCCGCUCCUGAUCUCGACGACACCGCCCCCGAAGCAGCGACGCCGACGGACAACUCGCACCCAUGCUGGCCAUCCAACAUCCCAGAAUGGGUUCGACGCAGCCGUCAGACCCCGACCUUCCGUUCGGAUACGCUCUCGAUCCGAGCCAGGAAUUCCUAUUUCUCGACGCUCCCGAGCCUGCUCCAGGAGCUCCGCUCCUCAACGAAAACGAUGCCCGCUUCCUCAACAGCUUCUUCGAGGACAUGACCUCGAACGACUUUGCCGGGACCUCGUUCGGCGAGGGCCUAAACUUCAGCGAGGACUGGCUCAGUCUGCCUCCGCAGUUCAUGGGCACCGCUACCACUUUUGGCCAGCAUCCCGGCAUCGGUCUCGGCUCCCCGAUCCAAAACCUCACCAAUGUUACUUUUGAGCCGCUGUCGAGCCCCUCGGCCUUGAUGCCGCCACCUCCUCCGCCCCAGAUCCAGUCGGCUCCCCCGCCGCCACCCCUACCGCCACAACACCAUCACCAGCACCAACACCACCAACAGCCAUCACAUCUCGAGCUCGAGCUGGAGCACACCCCCGCCGACGUGCUCGCCGCUGCAACUCUCCUCCAGAACAGCUCAAUGCAAAGACCUCACAGCCACGGAAGCACCUCUAAUAACCACAACUCAUAUGGCCGCAGCGUAUCACUCGAAGGGCCAGUCGAACACCAAAAUCAUGGCAUCGUCAGCUACAGAGAAGAGAACCGGCGAGGCUCCCAGGCCCCCGCAGUGGAGGAGCACGAUCGUGCCUAUCCGGAGAUGGUCUUCGCCGAUCGAACUGACGUGAGACAGGCGGCACCGACACCGCCCAGGCCAAACAACCCCCCAACGGUCGAGGUGCGCUGGGGCUCCGACCAGAGCUUCAAUAAGGUCGGCUUUAUUCCGAACUCGACAAAGGAAACCGGCGAGGCCCUCGAGACGGAGUGUCUCAAGUAUAUCGAGUGUUUCGAAGUCAGCCGCAGCGCCGCCAACACGCGCCCCUCGAGCCCUGUCGCAACUCGACCAGGCACGCCGUUGAAGCCCACGUCACGGCCCCUUCCUGUGCAGGUCAAGGCGGAGCCGGACACCGCGGCUCCGCCACGGAAACGACGGAAGAGCAAAGCCAAGGAGGAGUCCGAUGAUCUGGAGCAGGAGGAGGAAGAGCCACAAUACGCAACGCCCAAGCCCGCCCGGAAACGGAAAACCAAGGCAGACGUUAGCUCGGCCGAAACGCCAACAUCGGACGUUGCAGCGGGCAAGCGCCGCAAGUCCAACGCCAACGGCGCCGCUAAGCCACCGCGCGAGAACCUCACGGACGAGCAGAAGCGCGAAAAUCACAUUAGGAGCGAGCAGAAGCGACGGACAUUGAUUAAGGAGGGUUUUGACGACCUCUGCGACCUGGUGCCCGGACUCAAGGGCGGCGGCUUCAGCAAGAGCGCCAUGCUAACAAUGGCUGCCGACUGGCUCGAGGAGAUCAUGCGUGGGAAUGAGGAGCUGAGGCAGGCAUCCCGUUCGUACAGCUAGCCGACAUUUUGGGCGGUGCGCACGCCGCGCUAUAAAGCAACCGAGGAUGGGCAGAAUGCAUCCUCGUCUCGACGAUACCCCUGCUACAUGAACAGCAGCAAUAAAACGCGAACAAGGCAAGGAGCUGCACGAAGUACCAGCGAUGCACAACAGGCGUUUUUUUUUUUUUUGGCGGUACGGCCGGGGCGGAGUUUUGGCUUGGAACUUGCCGAGGGAAGCGUGCAACCAGGGCAUUGAGCGCUUCCCUUAGCUAGUGUUACGAUAUACUUUUCUUGGUAUAGCAUCAUUUGCAACGAGGCGGGAGAUGAUCACGGGGCGUCAUGCGGCGGCGGCGAGGCAGCCCCUGGAGACCACAUGCGGCCCAGGGAGCUUGGCUUGAUUUACUUGCUUCUUGUUCUUUUUGCUACAUGAUAUCGUCAUUUAUGUUGCAUUAACAGCGGUAACUCUCUUGAUGACCCAGGGAGCUGCCCCCCAGUGUAGCAUAUUGUUAAUAUUCACCGAGACUCGGGACUAUCCAAGUCUUCAUCCACCCCCAAUAGAGCGAGUACGCUCACGUCCGA